CGGCCCGCCGAGCCGCUCCGCGCGGCAUUACGUCGCGCACCGUCGACUGCGACUGACGUCCGCGUGAGAGGACCGUCGACCAAUCGCCCCACCGACAAUCGCGAUCAUGACGUAGCCCGUUGCUGUAGAAGGAAAUAUCAGCAGGCAUUAUGUAGGAAAAGUGCGCUGUUUAUCCAAGUGUAAUGGCGUGACGUUAUUCCGAUUCGAGGAACUGACGGCUGGGCCAUCCCGUAGCGACAACCUGUAGGAGUAGAAAGAUUGUGACAGAUGAUUUAGGUGGUAUCGCUGGCGGCAGUGUUCGUAGGGAAGAAUCGCACGGUGACACGUUGAUAUCGUCGACUUGGAACAUCGUUGAUAGGUGUUGAGUGUACUACCGAUGGACGGCGAUGACGUCCUUUGAAUUGCUCCGGACUUUCCGGUCACGCGUCGCGCAAGAAGUGCAACGGUACAUCGCGAGAUUCAACUGAGAACAGCUGCCGCGUCGAUCAUGGAGCAAGAUCACCGGAACGCGAUCCGGCAGUGUUGAGAUUCCCCGUCUUUAGCUAGGACGAUAUCGCGGUUGAUCAUGAAGAUCAGUGAGAUGAUCGAGAAAGAGGAACGACUUCAGAUUGGUCACGAGCAACGCAAGGCUUAUAGAAGUAACUAGUUGGAGUCAUAACAAACGGCGGGGUUGCCUCCGUGAAACAAGUGAAAAAUCACGACGUCCCGGCCGGAGGGUGCGUGCUUGGGCGACGAGGGGCGGCUACUGGCCGAUGGGAUGCAUCUACCGGUGGGUUCCGUGGGCUGCGGGGAGAAUUACGGCACCAUUGGAUCCCACGAAGGCGCCGGCCCGUGCGGUCCCUCCCUGGCGCCGCUGCAAGGUAUAAACAGCAGGUACCACCAGGUAGACGACGCCGACACCGGGGGUGGAGGCGGCGAGAUGAGCGAGAGUGCCGCCGUCGGCGAACUAUGGUGGACCGAAAGGCUCGUCGGCGAGGCGCAGGCCGAACAUCCUGGAGAACUGGUUCGAACAGGAUCGCCGUACUUCUUGUGCAGCCAGCUACCGACGCACUGGCGAUCUAACAAGACCCUUCCAGUGGCGUUUAAAGUGGUCGCUCUCGGCGAGGUUGGCGAUGGGACUUUGGUGACGGUCCGCGCUGGUAAUGACGAGAAUUGUUGCGCCGAACUACGAAACUCCACCGCGUUGAUGAAGAACCAAGUCGCCAAGUUCAAUGACCUUAGGUUCGUCGGUAGAAGCGGCAGAGGAAAGAGCUUCAGCAUCACCAUUACCGUGUCGACGACGCCACCCCAAGUGGCGACCUACACGAGGGCGAUUAAGGUGACCGUCGACGGACCGCGGGAGCCGCGAUCGAAAACGAGACAGCAACAUCAGCAGUUCCGCGCCCUCGGCCUGGGACAGAGACCUUUUCUCGACGCGCCGUCCUCGUUCAGAUCCCACCUGCGGGAACUCGAAUCCUUCGGGAGGAAUAAGCAUCACCAUCAUCACAGCAGCAGUCACUUACACGACCAGCAGACCGGCAACAACGUCACCACGAAUUCGGUUAGCGGUGCCUGCACCAACCCCAACAACACCGACCCGACCGCAUCGCCGGCUUCCAGUACACACCUCGGGGCUACCGGCGGCUCCUCCGCUCAUCAGGAUUGCUACAAGCGUAGUCCUCAACACGGCGAUACGGGUAUCGGUCCGACAGAGUGGACUUAUCCAUCCACAGCACCGUCUUAUCCGGCUCCUCCAGUCAGCAGCAGCGGUUCCUAUUCUCCUUUACCCGGUGGUGCGUUCUCGUACCCAGGGGAAUCGCUGUCGCAUCAUCCAACGACGGAGCCGGUACCGCUGCCAACCGUGCUCUCCUCGGAAAAUCAGCAGGACACUUACAAUUGUGUGUCCAUGUACUCAGGACAUGGUACAUCACCAACCACAUCCUUGCCCUUGGUUCCAACCAGGCCUAGCGAAUCUGACAUUUUUGCCGGGGGUGGUACGGGCAGCGCCGGUAGUCCAGGUUACCAUUACAGUUCCUGGACACCUGGCCCGGCGACGCCGGUCCCAGUGGCUUCCCACAACUACAAUCCCAAUUAUCAAGGGUACUACAACAAUCCGAGUCAGAACUACAUCAGUCCGCCACCGAUGGUCCUGUAUCCUCAGCUUUACAGCACGGUCAACCAAAACCAGAUCCACCUGCAUCUGCACGGCGACCUGAGCGACGAGCAAGUCACCAUAGCCGGGGGCAAUCUCACUAUCAGCAGCAUCCGAGAGAUCGGCGUACUCGGGGAGGAGAGCGAGCAGAGGAAUGACGUGUGGAGACCGUACUGAAAAGAAGAGGUAUCCGAUGUUUGAAUAUCGUCGGCGACGUAAAUUACAGUGCGCGAACUUCCGACUGUGGCAAUGUAAUCUCUAAUUAGUGCAAUGGACGAGAUAUAGAAGUCAAGAAAUAAAUGGGAUGUGCGCCGGAUACUUUUCGAAAGACACAGUGCGUGAGAUCAUUGUUACUGUAUCAUUGAUUAACAGCGAUUCUCUCGAUCAAACGUGCGAAUUAUCGCGAGAAACCGGUUGGUGAACGACGUCCGAGGUUUCGUAAUAGUGCGGAAGUGAAAAUUAUCACUCGUUUCGAACGUGACAGAGUAAAGACGAACGUUGUUAAAAUAACUCGUGAACUCACUGAACGCAUAGCAGCAGUGGAAACAAUAACGAAAACGAGGAACUAAUCAGUGACGAUUCUUUAAGUGUGCGCAAGAUCGAAAAGUAUCUUCCUCGUACAGAACAUUUCUGCGUUGCAAGUCGCAUCGCGAGGAUGCUGUUUGAUUCUCGAACGGGGAACUUAGUCAAACGCUGUAAUGUUGUAAAUAUACAGAUAUUUUCAGAAAUGAAAUAAAGUAUUGUCUGAUAGGUUCUUAAAU
Molecule: messenger RNA, 2892 nt
Organism: Ooceraea biroi (clonal raider ant)
Lineage: Eukaryota; Metazoa; Arthropoda; Insecta; Hymenoptera; Formicidae
Product: protein lozenge
Biological process (GO): regulation of DNA-templated transcription
Cellular component (GO): nucleus
Molecular function (GO): RNA polymerase II cis-regulatory region sequence-specific DNA binding; ATP binding; DNA-binding transcription factor activity, RNA polymerase II-specific
Source: RefSeq, a predicted model, not a curated record